Raphanus sativus (radish) is the source of this 1381-nucleotide messenger RNA. RefSeq names its product enhancer of mRNA-decapping protein 4-like. Gene Ontology annotation, biological process: deadenylation-independent decapping of nuclear-transcribed mRNA. The coding region runs from base 46 to 1017 and encodes 323 amino acids. The record is from RefSeq and is a predicted model, not a curated record. The transcript has 6 exons. Lineage: Eukaryota; Viridiplantae; Streptophyta; Magnoliopsida; Brassicales; Brassicaceae. Gene Ontology annotation, cellular component: P-body.
UUCUCUCCUUCCUUCCAUCAUCCAGGCGAAGCAAGCAGAAGCGAAAUGGUGGGAACAGGUCUGACGAGGGUGACAACGAAGAAGAACAACGAAUACCUUGGAAUCGUGGUUAAGCAGGGGGAGUGUCCUCAACGUGGAAGCUACAUCUUCCUCCAUCAAAGUCCUUUUCUCCAUUUAUUCUUUGUGAAUGAAGUAGAAAUCGAGGAGGUGGAGGAGGCUGUAUCUGCAAUCAAAGAUAUGAUGAAUCAGAUAUUGGUUUCGCAGAACGAGAUGCAAGAAGGAUUGUUCAGUCUCGUUGACCAUAGCGUCGAAGAAGAAGGUCAAAGAGUGGAAGGGGCUUUAGCUGCGGAGAUUGAGAGGAUCUCCAAGUCAAAUGCUGAUGCUCUAUUUGCCCGCUUCGUAGAAGAGACUGCUGGUCAGGAAAAUCCAAUGCGUGACCUCCAACAGCAAUUGGAGAAUGUACUUACAAGCUUAAUCACCAAGAAUUUAGGGCCAACAAUGUGGAAAGCGAUGAUGCCCUCUCCAGAAGCAUUACACGCACUGACAUCACCUUUGGAAGAAGCUGUGUCUUCUUCAUUCACACAGUCCUUGAGAGCAUACCAGAGCGCACGUGCUGACCAACUCAUUUCAAAGCUCGAGGAAAAGCAGAUUCAGAUCCCGUUCUCUGCCAGACAAUCCUUCAAGAGGGAUGCUGCCUCCAUAAUUGAGGACCUGCCUUCGUUUGAGAGAUCAUGCGAGACCAUGAUUGGUCAAGUAGUCUCAGCCUUGCAGGCAAAAAUGGCGGAGCACACACGCGCUGCUGCCGAACAACAACGGUUUGAUCUUGACCCUAGUUUGAAGGAACGCAUCACUUUUGUCCAAGCCGCACGAGAUUUAAUAGCGGUGAGCCAGAGGAAUCGGUUAGCAAACCAUGGAGGGGGUUAUGGUGAUGGAUACGCUGAUGGUCACAAGGAGGGUUACGCUCAAGGUUAUGCUGACGCUUGUGCUGAUGCUUACAACAAGGCUACAGAACACUAAGCUGCUGGUUAGAUACGUGUUACUUGGGAAGGGGUAACGACAGUGGCUUUGGAAAAAUGUUAUGACAAUGGAUUUGCACACACUUAAGCGGUAACACAAUGUAUAUACACACACUUGGAUCUGAUGAAUUUUGACAGAACAAAUGUGCCAAUACUCUUUCAAUUCCUUCUCUGUGGGAGACCUCUUGAUGAUUUAGCAGGUUUUAAGCAUUUGAAAAAAAAGUUUAACAAAAGGGAUGAUGAGUUAGUUUCUAUACAAGUCUCUUUUAUGAUCGAUUGUUUCUAUGGCUGUAAACUGUCUUCUUCUUGUCCCGUAUGGGCCACUGGUGAUUGCUCUUUUUUUAAUUCCAUAAAAAUUUUGCUUC